Ilyonectria robusta is the source of this 1125-nucleotide messenger RNA. RefSeq lists its product as uncharacterized. Lineage: Eukaryota; Fungi; Ascomycota; Sordariomycetes; Hypocreales; Nectriaceae. The record is from RefSeq and is a predicted model, not a curated record. Bases 495 to 1007 code for a protein of 170 amino acids. The transcript has a single exon.
CUCUCGAGUCAAUUGACCGGAGUCGCUCCGUCUAUAAGUACGUUGUCGACCCUUUUUCCUUUUUUCUCUCUCUUCCCGUUGUCAGUCGUGCACCCUGGACAGGCGGGCCAGUCCGACGACAGUCAAUUAGCCUAUAGCAUGUCACCCAUUCGCGGCUCCCAUCUUGCGACUCUGGCUGUGCCGCUUCACAUGCCAUGCCAUGGAUUGCACGGCCUGGUAGAGAGAGAGACCGUGCCAGCGGGAGUUGUUUGCGUCCCAGCAGGGCUGUUCCCAGUGGCUGGGUGCCUGUAAGAGGUCCUGUAGGGGGCCCUGUAGAAACUAUGGGUGGACACUGCCCCUGGCUAACGCCCUCCAAACCCCCCCGCACACACGCUGUGUCCUGUUGCCUUAGGGGGUCACAGGCCCCAACGGUCCCCAUAUCGCACCACCACGCCCCAUAAGCCUCCCUGACCGCCUGGCGACGCACCAAUGGCCGCGCGCGCCGGCCGCCGCAGAUGGUUCGAUGGGUCCAUUGUCCUACCAAAUGGGCUCAGGGAUCCGGUCGUUUUCGUCUGGCCAGGAUUUGUUUUCGUUGCGAUUGGCAUGUGAAAGUCGUCGCCAAAGUGUUGGGGGAAAGUCAGAGCACAGCGCGGCGACAUCGUACGGCGUCAACGUCAGGAGCCAGGCCGCUCAGCCCCAAGACGCCCGCGACUGAGGCUUCCAAUUGCUCUGCCGUCCUGACCCGGUCCCGCCAGUCCCGGUCCGUCUUCGUACCGGCAUUUCGCAUUUCGCAUUCGGGUCCGUUCCUGCGUUGCGCCGUGUGCCGCCAAUCAUGCCCGUGUGAAUUGGUCUUGUCAGAUCCUGCAGGACAUCCCACUCCAGUGCUACUCCCGACUCCCACUUCUUCUAAGCCAUGCGGCGCCAUGUUUGCAUGUGUUAUGUGGCAUCUUUAUGCCCUUUUUGUUCCGUCUUCUCUCCUUUCUCGUCUCAAUUCUCUUCCGGGGCUUGUGCCAACUGCCGGCAAUUGAGGCCGUGGGUAUUGCGAAUUACCCACACCAUAAGACCAUACCACCCGACAUCACGUCAUCUCUUGGAACCAUUCGACUAGAUUCAAAGUAGACUUCGUCACCACGAUAUUUGCAUUCU